Penicillium pulvis is the source of this 1533-nucleotide messenger RNA. RefSeq lists its product as uncharacterized. Gene Ontology annotation, biological process: transmembrane transport. NCBI's taxonomy places the organism in Eukaryota, Fungi, Ascomycota, Eurotiomycetes, Eurotiales, Aspergillaceae. The transcript is spliced from 6 exons. The coding region runs from base 1 to 1533 and encodes 510 amino acids. The record is from RefSeq and is a predicted model, not a curated record. Gene Ontology annotation, cellular component: membrane. Gene Ontology annotation, molecular function: transmembrane transporter activity.
AUGAACUCAGAAGAUAUAUCCACCCGAAAAAGAGAUGAUCACCAUGGAGUCGCCGAAGAGAUCGAGAUUUCCCCGGAUAAUGAUAUCGACGAAGUGAAUAAUCCAAAAUUGAUCGUUGAUAAUCGGAAAAAACUCGAAGCCAAAUUUGUUCGAAAGCUGGACAUGAGGUUACUGCCCUUGAUGAUGUUGAUUUAUGUCUUGAACUAUUUGGAUAGAAAUAACAUCGCGACUGCACGUCUCGGGACUUUGGAGCAGGAUCUUGGCCUUCAUGGCAAUCAAUACAACACAAUUAUUAGUCUCUUUUUCGUCGGAUAUAUCUUGACUCAAAUCCCAACUAACAUGAUUCUUAACAAUAUGAGACCGUCUUUAUUUCUGCCAGGUGUUAUGUGUUGCUGGGCGAUUGUCAGCACCUGCACCGGCGCAGUCCAAAGUUAUCGUGGAUUGCUAGCCUUGCGUUUCAUUCUUGGCUUUGUUGAAGCGCCGUUCUUCCCCGGCGCCCUGUUUCUCUUCUCCUCGUGGUAUACUAGAAAAGAGCUUGCCGCCCGCAUCUCCAUCCUCUACGUGGCUGCUCAGAUAUCUGGGGCAUUUGGUGGGCUUCUUGGUAGUGCUAUCAUGUCUGGAAUGGAUGGAAAGGCUGGACUACCAGCAUGGAGAUGGCUAUUCAUUAUUGAGGGGGCUUCCACAAUCCCAGUUGCUCUUUUAGCCAUGGUAACCCUGCCGGAUUACCCAGCAACUACAAAGUGGCUCACCGACGAAGAACGCAUACUUGCCAUCACUCGCCUAGCAGAAGAUGGUAAUGAGAGCGACCACGAUGAAACGAACAACAAAUUCGAAGGUCUCAAACUUGCGUUCAGCGAUCCAGUCCUCUACAUCAUCUGGCUUAUGCAGCUGGGACUGAACACCUCCGCUUGCUUCACUAACUUCUUCCCGACCAUUGUCGCGACAUUGGGAUAUGGUACUACAGAAACACUUCUACUAUCUGCACCACCAUACAUCUUUGCUGCAAUUCUAAGUGUGGCCAACUCCUUCCACAGCGACCGAGUAAGCGAGCGCUGGCUUCAUGUCUUGUGGCCCCAGGUUUUCAGUAGCAUUGGAUUCAUCAUUAGCGCCGUAACAUUGAAUGUGGCAGCCCGGUAUAUUUCCACUUUCAUGAUGAUGUCAAUCUACGCCUCGUUUGGGUGUAUUCUCUCUUGGGUAUCUACGUCUUUGCCGCGGCCUCGAACCAAGCGAGCGGUGGCCUAUGCAGUUGUCAAUGCGGGUUCGAAUUUCGCGUCGAUAUAUGCUAGCUACUUCUAUCCGUCUUCGCAGGGACCGAGAUACUGGCAGGCGAACGUAGCUAACGUGGCUUUCUGUGGACUGUGUAUGUUCAUGGCUACCCUUCUGCACUUUACGCUACAGCGGCGUAAUAGUCGUCUAGAUAAGGCUGCGAAUGUGGAUAUCACGGAUGGACGUGACCCAAUUGAUGAGGGGUCGGAAUGUCAUCAUUUGGCGAAGCGGUGGAACUGUCAUCCAAGUUAUCGGUAUACUACUUGA